UCGCCUCUUCCCGCGUGAGACAGAACCAGUAAAGUCUCCGCUAUCGAUUCGUCAGUCUUCAGUUUCGCCCCAUUAGUGGACGAUUCAGCCCAGAACUCUCGCAAGGCCAUACGUUUAGUAAAUUAAGAAGAAAAAUCUCAUUUUUUUUCACUGUUUUGUGUUUUCCCUUUCCUUUGUCGCAUCCUCCUUAUCAAGACUUUAUUUUUUUUUUGAAUUAGUCCUAAUUCAACCAGUAUACAUUUCCAUCAUUCCAUUAGUUAGGCUCCUAUGGUUUCUUAAUCGCCCCCUUUGAUAGAAAAAAGAUGCCUUUCAAAUCGAUUCUAUGCUCUAAUCCUAACUGGAUUCUUAGUAUUUUGGCGCUCUUUACUUGUUUAUCUGGCCUCUGCUGUGCGAGUGAUCAACUGGGAACUGGCGACAGCUUCACUGUUUCCAGCUUCAGCUACCCAGAGACUACUCUCAGGCCCUUUGAUUUGCGAUAUAUCAGAGUUGAUUUGCCGACAUGGUUUUCUGCAGUGUUCAUAGCAUUGAACUCAGAUGUAGACCUUGAUGUCACAAAAGUGGAAAAGGUUCCAAAAAGCAUGUUGCCGAUAGCAUGUUUUAGAGAUGGCAGCCCUCCGUUGCCAGAUGCCUCAAAUAUUUCCCUGAAAGAGUCGGCCAUCUCAGGAAUGAAUAAUCUUUAUGUGGAGCAGUGUUUUCCCAUGCAGAAAAAUAUUACUUUGAGAUUGACGAACGAGCAGAUAUCUCCAGGUGUUUGGUACAUUGGUCUAUUCAAUGGCAUUGGAGCUGCUAGGACACAGUCAAAGAUGAUUAUCCGAGGUCCAACUUACUCCUUUAGUGCCAAUGUAAGUGUCGAAGCAUGCACUAAUGUGAUGAUGAUGGGGGAGUUCUGCAACAGUACAGUCUAUCCUCUCUCGUGCACUGGGCCUGAUGUCUUUGAUACUUCUGACGGUGUGGCUCUCAAGCCAAUGGUCAAAAGUGUAAUGACAUGCAGAAAUAAUUUUGAAACUUUAUGUGUUCAGGAAGGUGGAGCAAAAGUCUACUCCUUGGAUAUAAUGAAUAUGGUGGAAGAGUUCAGCAUUACGGCCACAAAUGUCAGUUUCAAUUCCAAUGCAUCAACUAAUGAUGCAAACGAUGUUAAUUUAAUGUGUUUAGUUCGCCAUGGAGCAAUGCCUUCAGCAACUUUGCAUGAUUAUUCCAGUAAUUUAUAUAAAGCUCCCUUGACUAUACAAUCACCAUUGAUUGGUCGUUGGUACAUUGUCAUAUUACCACUUAAUCUUGCAAGAAAAAUUGGAGACUCUGCAGAUAGUGAUGUGAGAAUCUGCUAUUCAAUGGAAACACGAUUAUCUGAAUGCCCAUUUGGAAAAGCUGGGCCAAAUUGCACAAUGGCAAGCUACAAACUUCAGACGGUUCUAAGCAGAAGUAUAAGCCCCUUUGAAUCAUAUUAUUUACCAAUUGGUGGAGAAGUGUCCUCUGAUUCUGCCAAGUUUCCUCUUGAACCACUUUUAAGCGGCUCACCAAAUGGUGGGGAAGCAGACGGCAUAUGGACUUACUUUACUAUGGAUAUUCCUCGUGGUGCAGCUGGAGGAAAUAUCCAUGUACAUCUAUCCUCAAAUGCGAAGAUCGGUUAUGAAGUAUAUGCUAGAUUUGGUGGAUUACCAUCUAUUGAUAGCUGGGACUAUUAUUACGCAAACAAGUCAAGGAGGAGUGACCCAUCUAUGUUUUUCAUGCUAUAUGAUUCGAGAGAAGACAAAGUUGAUUUUUAUAUUAUUUACGCUAGAGAGGGGACUUGGGGAAUUGGUCUACGACACCUCAAUAUUAACAGUGAUUCUUCAAAGGGACAGACCUCCAUGUCUCUUUCACUUGAACGAUGUCCAAAUCAAUGCUCCUCUCAUGGAAGCUGUAAAUUUUCAUUUGAUGCUACUGGAUUGUCAUCAUACAGGUUUAUACGCUUUUGCUCCUGUGACCGAGACCAUGGAGGCUUUGAUUGUGGCAUUGAAUUAGUAUCACAUAAAGGGCAUAUAAGGCAAUCAAUUUUUCUCAUCGCAUCAAAUGCUGCAGCCAUACUUCCUGCUUUUUGGGCCCUUCGGCGGAAGGCAUGGGCAGAGUGGAUUAUAUACACAGCUAGUGGAAUUUCAAGUGGAUUAUAUCAUGCUUGUGAUGUUGGCACCUGGUGUGCAUUAAACUAUAAUGCCUUACAGUUCAUGGACUUCUGGCUCUCUUUCAUGGCUGUGGUUAGCACUUUUGUAUACCUAGCUACCAUUAGUGAGGCGUUUAAGAGGGCAAUUCAUACUGGUGUGGCCAUCCUUACGGCUCUCAUGGCUGUCACAAAGGCAACCAGAUCUUCCAAUAUCAUUCUUGUGAUAGUAAUUGGGACUCUUGGCCUUCUUAUUGGAUGGUUGAUAGAGCUCUCAGCAAAGUAUAGGUCCCUUUCCUUUUCAUUUGGAGUCCCAUCGAAUUUCCGUCAGAGCUUGCAAGCUAUAAAGCAAUGGCUCUAUAAUCUUGUCAAGACACUUCUGAGACGGUUCCGGUGGGGUUUUGUGCUGGCCGGUUUCGCGGCACUGGCCAUGGCAGCAACAAGCUGGACACUUGAAACCAGUGAGACCUACUGGUUUUGGCAUAGUUGGUGGCAUAUUACAAUAUAUACUUCUUCCUUCUUCUUCCUUUGUUCAAAAGUAAAUGUUGUUGAUAGUGACGAGAAUCAGCUGCCGCCUUCAAGUGGAAACUAUGCGCUGACUCGUCAGGAUUCGUUUUCAAGAGGCGUUUAGAAGGAUUUCUAUACAAUAAUCGAUUGUAAAUAAAGAGGGUUAGGAUUUGGCAGGGCUUUAAUCGUGUGAUAUAGUGAGCUCAUGUCACCAUGUGUAAGUAACAGUGAAAUACGAGAUAGCGAAGUCAAAUAUAUGGUUGCCGACUUAUAUGAAAGAUCAUAGUACUAGCCGCUAGGAGGUGAAUUGUUAGGCUAAAGCUGAAGUGAAAAACCUAUCAAGCAACGCAGUGUCUUGUAAAUCAGCCCAAAGGGCGAUAAUAUUUAUUUUUCUUGGCAAUUUGAUUUGAAA
Molecule: messenger RNA, 3053 nt
Organism: Neltuma alba
Lineage: Eukaryota; Viridiplantae; Streptophyta; Magnoliopsida; Fabales; Fabaceae
Exons: 14
Coding region: 303-2765 (820 amino acids)
Cellular component (GO): membrane
Source: RefSeq, a predicted model, not a curated record